AUGUCAUACAUACAGAUAUUACAAAAAUUUCUCAAGUUUAUUGGACCAGGUAUCAUGGUUAGUGUGGCCUACAUGGAUCCAGGAAAUUAUUCUACAAGUGUGUCAGGUGGGGCCAAAUAUAAAUAUCAAUUAUUAUUUUCUGUUUUUAUUUCAAACAUAUUUGCUAUUAUAUUACAAUGUUUAUGUGUUAAAUUAGGUACUGUUACAGGUUAUGAUUUAGCAGAAAAUUGUCGUAGAAAUUUACCAAGAAAACUAAAUUUAACUUUGUAUUUUUUUGCAGAAUUGGCUAUCAUUGCCACGGAUUUGGCUGAAGUUGUUGGUACUGCAGUUGCUUUACAAAUUAUAUUUGGUAUUCCUUUAACUUGGGGUGUUGUUUUAACUGUACUGGAUGUUUUGAUCAUUUUAAUAUUCUAUAAGCCAGAAGGACAAGAUAUGAAAAAAGUUAGGACAUUUGAAAUAUUUGUGGGUACUUUAGUUAUUGCCACAUGUUUCUGUUUUGUAUUGGAACUUUGUAAAAUUACUGUACCACAUAAAGACGAAUUAUUUAAAGGAUUUUUACCAUCAAAGAUUAUCUUUGAAGAGAAACAAGCAUUAUAUAUUUCAUUAGGUAUACUUGGUGCUACAGUUAUGCCACAUUCUUUAUAUCUAGGUUCAUCCAUUGUUAAACCAAGAUUAAAUGAUUAUGAUAGAAAACAUUUUGGUAAGAUAGAAGAUCGUCCUAGUUUGAGCGCUAUCAAAUAUACUUUAAAUUUUGCAUAUGCAGAACUAAUAGUAUCCUUGUUUUUAAUCGCAACAUUUGUUAAUUCUUCUAUAUUAAUUGUCGCUGGUGCUUCAUUAGCAGGUCAGCCAGAAGCUGAGGAUGCAGACUUAUUAUCAAUUUAUGAAUUAUUAGUUCAUUAUAUAUCUCCUGCAGCAGGUAUGAUAUUUGCCUUGGCAAUGUUGUUUUCUGGCCAAUCAGCUGGUAUUAUUUGUACAAUUGCUGGUCAAAUUGUAUCAGAAGGGUUUUUGGAAUGGUCGUUACCACCAUGGGCAACUAGACUAUGUACUAGGCUAAUAUCUGUUGUACCAUGUUUAUUCGUGGCUUUCACUAUGGGUGAAAGUGGUAUUUCGAAAAUUCUUAAUUUGUCACAAGUGCUUUUAUCAUUAAUUUUACCAGUUGUGUCAGCACCAUUAAUUUAUUUUACUGCAAAUAGAAAACUGAUGACUGUUACUGAUCAAUAUGGCGAGUUAACUAAUUCUGAAGUGAAUUCAAGAGUAAUUAAUGAAGAAACACCUUUAAAUAGUGAGUUUAAGAAAACGAGUGAUUUCACAAACAGUCGUCUAUUGUCAUGGACAGCUGUUUUUAUUUGGGCUAUUAUUGGAGGUUUAAAUACAUAUUUAGUUGUGUCCUUUUUGUUAGGUGAAGAUGUGCAUUUCUAA
Messenger RNA from Arxiozyma heterogenica, 1419 nucleotides. RefSeq names its product putative divalent metal ion transporter SMF3 (gene SMF3). Gene Ontology annotation, biological process: iron ion transport; intracellular manganese ion homeostasis. The record is from RefSeq and is a predicted model, not a curated record. NCBI's taxonomy places the organism in Eukaryota, Fungi, Ascomycota, Saccharomycetes, Saccharomycetales, Saccharomycetaceae. The transcript has a single exon. The coding region runs from base 1 to 1419 and encodes 472 amino acids. Gene Ontology annotation, molecular function: manganese ion transmembrane transporter activity; cadmium ion transmembrane transporter activity. Gene Ontology annotation, cellular component: plasma membrane.